Messenger RNA from Rhagoletis pomonella (apple maggot), 802 nucleotides. Its product is annotated as carbonic anhydrase 6-like. Bases 107 to 481 code for a protein of 124 amino acids. The transcript has 2 exons. The record is from RefSeq and is a predicted model, not a curated record. Gene Ontology annotation, molecular function: zinc ion binding; carbonate dehydratase activity. NCBI's taxonomy places the organism in Eukaryota, Metazoa, Arthropoda, Insecta, Diptera, Tephritidae.
UUUAUUUUAUAAAGAGAUCACUGAGCAGUUGUCGCACAUCACUAAACCGCAUACCGAAACCAAAUUUUACGAUGAAAUCGACCUUUGGUGUUUCAUAAACAUUGGAAUGGAAUAUCAUACCUACAUAGGAUCGUUAACCACACCACCUUGCAGUGAAGAGGUGAUUUGGCUUGAUUUCGAGGAACCAACUCGCAUCUCAGUUAGACAGGUGGAACGUUUUCAUCGUCUGUAUUCGAUUGACAACACCCAAUUGCCUACAAGUUUCCCACGCUUGCAACCGCUCAAUAAUCGCACCGUCUUUUAUGUGACUCUACAAGACUACUCUGAUGAAGAUGACUUGGAAAUUCCAAGUGCAAUACCUUUUGUGGAUAAUUUGGUUGGUGGUUCAUCCAUGCGGAAACCUAUUGAAAUCAGUUUCGUGGUCACAAUGCUGUUAUUAAGUUUAUUAACAACAAAAGUAGCGGCAUUCUUAAUGGCUUAAGUAACGUAAAGACAAUUUUAUAAAGUAAUUUCAUUGCCUAUUAUGUGUUUGUUAAUUCAUUGGAAAUUAAUGGCUUAAUUCAACGCUUAAUAUUUAUUACCUCUUCGCUGUAAAUGUGAACAACUAACUAUUUUUUACCUACCAGGUACAUUUAAUUGAUUGGUAAAUUGUAUGUUUACAGAUAAGCAAAUAAAAGCGUGUUUUGUGUUCUAGUAUUGAAACAACAGAUAUUUAAUUUACGCGUAUUUUUAUCCUCUCUAAUGCCCAUACCCUCCACCCUGCAAGCUUAAAAGCUUACUUCGUGAAGAAUUAAAAUCAUAA